This is a messenger RNA of Effrenium voratum, 543 nucleotides long. Lineage: Eukaryota; Dinophyceae; Suessiales; Symbiodiniaceae. The record is from the annotation of a GenBank genome assembly.
AUGCCCGGCUUGAGCUGCUGGCCGGGCUUCGACCAUCAUUCAGCCACUUCGUUCCAAAUGCCAGGCUUUGCCGGCGGCUUUCCAGGCUUUGGCCAGGAAAUGCCAGGUCUGGGUGUGGACGGCAUGGAUUCGGGCCUUCCAUUUCCCACAAUGCCGCGGAGAGGCAUGCCGGAGCUUUCGGCUUUCGAAGACAACCCGGACCCAGUGGGUGAGGCAGAGGAGGAGGGCGACACAGCUGUGGACGCGGCUGUGAAGUCGGAAGUGGGGAAGGUUGGCAAAGAGAAGGAGAAGGUCGUGGAGCACGACCCAGACACCAAGAGGAUUGCGCACGACACGGCAGAUGCUGUGAACAUCUUCGUGCAGUCCAAGAUGAUGCCCAUGUUCAGUGGCAGCACCAUGAAGGAGGUGCGCAAUCUCAUGGAUGACUCCAGGACUUUGCUGCACAAAGUCCACGCGAAGCUCCGCGCCCUCAAGGAGCAGCAGCGGCGGCAGAGGGCGGCAACGCCAAACAGGCCCAGAAGGAGAAGACCAGCGCACUGCUGA